This is a messenger RNA of Crotalus tigris (Tiger rattlesnake), 2709 nucleotides long. It is a transcript of the gene THAP1, whose product is annotated as THAP domain containing 1. The record is from RefSeq and is a predicted model, not a curated record. Gene Ontology annotation, molecular function: sequence-specific DNA binding. The transcript has 3 exons. Bases 1901 to 2563 code for a protein of 220 amino acids. Lineage: Eukaryota; Metazoa; Chordata; Lepidosauria; Squamata; Viperidae.
CUUUGUCAGAAGUCAGCUGGGAAGGUUACAAAUGGUAAGCAAAUAAACCCACGACAGUGCAACUGUCAUAAAUACAAGCCAACUGUCAAGCACUCAAAUUCUGAUCACUUGAGUGUGGGGAUGCUGCAAUGGUCACAAGUGAGAAAAUUUGAUUUAUCUGUCAUAAGUCACUUUUUUCAGUGCCGUUGUAAUUUCAAACAUCACUAAAUGAAUGGUUGUAAGUCAAAGACUACCUCUAUUAGUGUAUUCUAGCACAGAGGUCCCCAACUCUUUCAGCACCAGGGACCAGUUCUGUGGAGAAAGGUUUUUCUGUGGACCAGAGAAUGUGUGGUUUUCUGUGUUGCUUGCAUCCCACGGAUGGGGCUUUGUGUGGACCGGUUGCUGGCAUGCCAAGGCUGAGUACUGGUCCACGGCCCAGAGGUUGGGGACCCGUCCCAGCAGUAAAGAUAUUAACCCUUUCUCCCCAUAGAAUAUAUUCAGGUUAAAAUCCUGAGCCUCCUUCAAACUUGCACCUACACCUGAAAUGCCCCUCCUCCAGUUAGUUCCCUUCUCGUGCCUGAAUGUCCUGCUAUGUCUUGCCAAACUUUCAUUGGGAGUUCACUCAGUCCUCCCAGCACUGAAGGAGAUGCCAGAAAACCAAUCAACAUGCCCAUCAGAAGUGCCACUCCCAAAGUAGGGCAAUGAAUUUUAUCUGAUUGUAUUCAACUCCUUAUGGUUUAUGUCAAAGACAUAAAGAUUUGAUUACUCCAGUGAUUUGGGUAAGGGGCCACAAGAGCAAAAUGGACUGGCAAGUGGGGACAUAUUUUAUGUCUAUUUUUUUUUUCAUUUUCUGAGUUAAGGAAGGAUGACUACUAUGAACCACUGGAUUGUAUAUUUUUAAAUGCUCAUGCAAAUCAAAUUGCCACUUUUGCAACCCGGCCCCUAUCUCAUCAUUCUUAAUUUUACUAUAUCACUUGUUGAAAAAGAAAGGCAAAAGUGUAAGUAAAGAAUAUAAUGCAUUCCUGUCAUUUGGAGGACACUUUGUCCAACUCCUAACUAUGGAAAGACUGCACCCGUUGUAACAACACAGGCCAAAAAUCUGGAAACUGUCUAAACCCGAAACCCUAUUAAGCAUCCCUGAUAGCAAGAUGAAUAAUCAUCAUAGCUCUAAAUUGCAAAAGGCCUUUUAACACUGUAUUUUAAACUACCAUUUCUCAGGAAAGAAAAGAAAAAGGAAAAGAAAGAAAAAGGGAAGGGAAGGAAAGGAAGAGAAAGGGUGGGAAGGAAGAAAGGAAUAAAUGUCCGUCAAAUAUACAGGAAAUGUAAUUUCUUGCUAUUAUUUAACGGUCGUCUGGAUAUAUUGUUAGAUGAUUAACAUCCUUUAGCUUAAUUUUUUUAGGAAUAAAUAUCUUCCUAACAGGUAAGGCUAAACUGCAGCACUUAGAAUGCAAUUCACAGAAGCACGCUAGUUUCUUCCUUUCCCAGGCGCACAUCAUGGUUAGGAUCGAUCUAAACUAGCGCACCAAUUCCCGACUACCGUCACGCGCGCAACCAAGACUUCGGACAGGCGCCCGUAUAUUUCCGAGCGCAGAAGGCAGAUUCCGUGCGUCAAAAGAUGAGUCGCUCUUCUCAUUGGCUGUUCCGACGGAGACGCGUCGCAGCCAAACACUGCGGGGCGUGACCAAUAGCCAAGCCCGAUGCGAAGAUCUCGAGAGAGUUGGUCUGAAGCUGGCACCGCCAUGUUGAAAGAGGGAGAGGCCACAGCCAGUUUAUGUCGUUCUUCGGAUUUUUUUUGUUUUUGAAUAGGAACGCGAAGACCUCAGGGAAGCAUUUGGAUCGACGCGUAUUUUAAAUUGAUUUGUUCCCUCCGAGAAAUCCCGGUGGUGCUAAAGAGGCAGGCGGAGGGGACGGCAACAAGAGGAUGGUGCAGUCCUGCUCUGCCUACCGUUGCCGGAAUCGAUACGACAAAGAGAAGCCCAUCUCUUUCCACAAAUUUCCUCUCACAAGGCCUGAUCUCUGCAAGAAAUGGGAAGCUGCUGUUAGAAGAAAAAAUUUCAAACCAACAAAAUAUAGCAGCAUUUGUUCUGAACACUUUACUCCAGAUUGCUUCAAAAGAGAAUGUAACAACAAACUAUUAAAGGACAAUGCUGUACCAACAAUAUUUUGCCACACAGAACCAAAUGUGAAGUCUGAAGGCACACAAGAACCACCUGAAGUACCAACCCCUCCUUCUCCUUCACCUCCACCACCUCCGCAAACGUACCCAAGAUUGGUAGAUCCAAGCAUUGGAUUAUUGAUGCCACCACUUCAUACUCCCAAUAAUAUUGCUGUAUUUUGUGAUCACAACUACACGGUAGAGGAUACGGUGCAUCAGAGAAAAAGAAUCCAGCAACUGGAAGAGCAGGUGGAUAAACUGAGGAAGAAACUUAAGACUGCACAGCAGCGAUGUAGGCGUCAGGAAAAACAGAUUGAAAAACUGCGAGAGCUUGUUCAGUUUCAGAAGGAAAAAGACGUGCUGUCAGGCAAAGGUGGUUAUGUGAUUCUGCCUAAUGACUAUUUUGAAAUUGUAGAAGUCCCUGCCUAGAAGGCUAGCAUUGUCAUUUGUGGGACACUGCCAAAGUUAGCCUCAUCAGACUAACCCACCUUACUCAGUUUUAAAAGCAAGACUUUUUAGUUCUGUAUAUUAAAUACUUCAGCCCUUCAAAACAAUAAAAGUUGCUAUAUAAUCAA